This is a messenger RNA of Apaloderma vittatum (bar-tailed trogon), 682 nucleotides long. RefSeq names its product sex comb on midleg-like 4 (Drosophila) (gene SCML4). The annotation marks the transcript as partial. The record is from RefSeq and is a predicted model, not a curated record. The transcript is spliced from 4 exons. NCBI's taxonomy places the organism in Eukaryota, Metazoa, Chordata, Aves, Trogoniformes, Trogonidae.
AUGCAGUCCCCCAGAGCAGUGGGCAAGAAGCGAGGGCGGCCUCCACUCCAGCCAGCGCCCAUCAAAGUGGCUGUUCACAACCUCUACUCGGCACCAGCUGGUGCUUUGCCGGUCGUGAAGAUCCCAAAGAAGAGAGGGAGAAAACCCGGGUACAAGCUGAAGUCUCGUGUCCUGAUGACUCCCUUAGCAAUCUCUCCACCAAGAAGCACGCCAGAGCCGGAUAUUAGCUCAAUCCCCCAGGAUGCAGCUACGAUACCCAACUCGGCCACUCCACAGGCUCUCACAGUCUGCAUUUACGUCAACAAACAAGCGAACCUGGGGCCAUACCUUGACAGAAAAAAAGUGCAGCAGCUCCCAGAGCACUUUGGUCCCGAGCGACCGGCGGCGGCCCUGCAGCAGGCUGUGCAGGCCUGCAUUGACUGCGCGCUCCAGCAAAAGGCUGUCUUCUCCCUCGUCAAGCAGGGCUACGGAGGCGAGACAGUGUCAGUUUCAGCUUCUUUUGAGGGGAAGCAGCAUCUCCUGAGCCUGCUGGUAGUGAACAGCAUUGGGUACGUCCUGCGCUUCCUGAAGAAGCUUUGUCGCAGCCUCUUGUGUGACAAUCUCUUCAGCAACCAGCCUUUCCAGCAGUACAACACAGCGUCGGAAAACCCAGAGGUGUAUGAAAACAGACGGAUGGAGGCAG